Brassica rapa (field mustard) is the source of this 2694-nucleotide messenger RNA. Its product is annotated as B3 domain-containing protein REM9-like. The record is from RefSeq and is a predicted model, not a curated record. NCBI's taxonomy places the organism in Eukaryota, Viridiplantae, Streptophyta, Magnoliopsida, Brassicales, Brassicaceae. Gene Ontology annotation, molecular function: DNA binding.
UUAUGAGAGAGUCAUGGGCUCGGUAUCAUAGGCCUUAUCGAUUAAAAGAAAUGAAUAAAUGGGUUUCAACCCGUGAACCGGGUCUUCCAAGUGAGCCCGUAUGAUACGGGGUCAUGCCACGCGGCGCAGAGGGAGUGGCUACGCGAUCGCGCGGGUUGACUGCGAAAAAAUGGGUUUCGCGUGAAAGAUCCCAUUUUCCCUUCUCUCUUCGAAAUCUAGGGUUUCUCCGUCUGUGAGGCGAUUUCGUGUCGGGGUCCAGAGCCGGAGAUUUUCUCGAUCAAUUCGUCGUCGGAGUCACUCGUAAACGCUCUCAGGUGAGUCUCAAUCACUCCGAGGACGAGAUAGCUUCGAUUUGAUCUCGAGAGGUUUCUAGGUUAAGGAAGUCGAUUUGGGGGUUUCGUCUUAGGGUGGGAAAUCGAGAAGGGGGUUUCGAUUUCUUGGUCAAAAUCGACAUACGGUUUCUUUUUAGGGUUCGUUUAUCAUGGAUUUCAUUUCGAUUUGGGGGUUUCGUGUAAGGGUUCGAAAUGUAAAAGGGGGUUUUAAUUUAGGACAUGAAUAUAACCGGACUUGGCUCUUUUAGAAUUGUUCUGUGGUCUUGUGUGGUCUAUAGUAGUUUGAUGCGAUUUUUUUAAAUUGGAACUCGAUUAAUACAUGUAAUUGGAACUCGAUUGUUGCAGAUGGAAACUCCCCGAGAACCUCAUUUCUUCAAGCCUCUUCUUCCUGGUUUUCAAAGUGGCGUCGCAAUACCACUUGACUUCUACUCAAAACACAUACAAGGGGCUGAGAUCAAUAAACCAUGGAAGCUAAGAUCGGACGCUUCGGAUCAAAUUUGGGAGGUGAUCCGAGAAGGCAGGACACUCACCAAAGGUUGGAAAGAGUUCACCGAAGCACAUGAUCUUCGAAUCGGUGACAUUGUCAUCUUCAAACACGAAGGAGACAUGGUCUUUCAUGUGACUCCUUUUGGUCCUAGCUGUUGUGAGAUUCUGUGGUCCGACGCGGAUGAUGCUCCUACUUUCUCAUACGACUACUGCUUCUUGGCUGAGGUUACUCCUACAAAUCAAAAGGACGACAAAAUGUUUCUUCCUGUGGAAGCUAUGAGGUGUGGUGCUUUGAACCAACAAUGCAAAGAGGUCAAACUUGUCAACAAGGAGGGAAAGUCAUGGACUGCGCGCUUCGGAUUUAGCGAAUCAGACGGCGCAUAUUACAUCAGCAGAGGGUGGAGAAAGUUUUGUCGUGAUAACAGAUGCACCAACGGAGAUUUGUUUGUGUUCAACGUGGUUGGAGACGGGACGACAACUCCAUUACUGUGUGUAUGUCCGGAAAGGAAGGAGUGUACUGAACUACUGAUCAAGCACUUCAGCAGAAUCGAUGGUAGCAUUGCUUCUACCUCACGAAAUUAGAUGGCUCUUUUGCGGUCUUUCCUCUCUAUCAUCUUAACUUGUUUCUUUUUGUUUCAUUAGCAACUUAUCAACUUAUGUAUUUCGGUUUGUAAAACUUGAAUGGUUUUUCUAUGUGAACUUUUAUCCUAAGUUAAACAUUCUCGAACUUAAUUCCUUUGUUGAAUGCGUAGACUGAUCAUCGAACAAAAUGUUUCUAUGAAUUGAAUUUAAGUUAAGAAACAACAUAAAAUUUUAAAACAUAGCUUUUAUACAUUUGAAAACACAAACCAAAACUUAAACUCCAAAACUAAAACAUAGGUUGAAUAAAAUGUUUUCAUAAAUUUUAUAAUAUAUUUUAAUAUUUUAUUCAUGUAUUCUGAAUAAUUUUAAAUUUAAAAAAAAAAUAAAAAAAAAUAUUAUUAUUUUAUUCCUAUGAACUCCUUCUUCGGAUUCACUGAUGCAGAAAACUACAAAUUCGGGUUCAUAACUGUUCAUGGACCCACAAAAAAAAUAUUAAAAAAAUUUGGUGAACCCCAAAGUGGGGUUCACCAAUGCUCAUGCUCUAACCAAACUAGAGUUUCAUUGUUCAACUACACACAAAAGACACACACACACACUAUCUCACACGUGUGUGUGAAUUUUACCCUAAUCCGCCAAAAACUCAAACAUCUUCACAUUAGUUCAAUUCUAGAUCCCCGACUCAUCUUUAUUUUCUCUCACACAAUUGUUCUUCCCUUUCAAUCAAAUCUACAACCACCUCAACCCUCUCUCCUAUAACUCCAAUAUAGUUUCCCAAAUCUUCAUAUCCUAAUCCCUUCCCUUCUUUUUUUUUGUUCAAAUAUUAUUUCCUUCUAAUCCAUCUUAUUUUGUUAGCUUUGUUAGAAAAAAAAAAAAACUAAGAGAAGAAGACCAUCUCAAUCUAUCACCACCAACCAUCUCAUAUCACCAAAUUAAAGAAAUUUUCACCUCCGGUGAAACCCGCGGCGGAUGAAACAUGAAAUUAGUGGCGGAGAAGACACGAAAUCCACGGCGGAAGAGACAAUGUCUUAGAGCUGAUCUUGCCUCAAUUCGAAGUCGUCAAACAAAGUUGAUGGAAACCGUGAAAAGCUGGAUCCUUUAUCAUGAUUUUGUUUGUCUCUGCAAUGAUUUGUUCGGAUCUUGCUAGAAACUAACCCGAACCAUACGUAAGGAUCCGAAUGCUUAGGUUAAACGUGUACAAAACCUAAUCUUCAUAACUUGUGUCCACAUGAUAUAUGUCCACAAAUCUGAUAUCCAUAUCCUGUUCGUCGAUAAUUUUUCAUCCAUAUCCACAAUA